CUGGGGAGCCGCCCUGGCACUGCCCGACCCUAACAAAGGGAAUCGGGCAGCGCGCCUCGCGAGCGAUCGGUGGGCUCAGCGGCUGCCGCGUCCUUCCCGGCUGAGAGCGCUGCAAGCAGGGGUAAAGCCAGCUGUGCAAGCUCUGCAGCCAGCAGUGGAGAGAGACACAAUCCGUGCCCUGGAAGUCAACUGAAAUGAACUGGCCCCCUUGAGGCUUCCCCAAAUACCUGGUCCCCACUUUCCAGUCCGAUGCUGAGAUGGUUUUUGAUCAUCCUGAGAAAAAUGAGCCUUGGCCUCCAGACCUAGUAAAGUAAACCUCUUUCCCAUGGAGAACAGUGCUGGCUCCUGAGGACCUGGAGGGCCCGCAGCCCCAGAGGGAUUCGCCAGAAGCAGGCUUGGUUCCUGCUCCAAACAGUGGCUCUCCUGCCUGUACCAUUCAUUAUGAUUCAUACCAACUUGAAGAAAAAGUUCAGCUGCUUCAUCCUGGUCUUUCUCCUGUUUGCAGUCAUCUGUGUGUGGAAGAAAGGGAACGAUUAUGAGGCUCUUACAUUGCAAGCCAAGGAAUUCCAGAUGCCGAAGAGCCAGGAGAAAGCCGCCAUGGGGCCUGCAUCCCAGGCUGUGUUCUCAAACAGCAAACAAGACCUUAAAGAAGGCAUUCAGAUCCUCAGUAACCCGAGGGUCACAGCCAAGGUCAAACCACAGCCCUCCUACCAGGUGUGGGAUAAAGACUCCACAUACUCAAAAGUUAACCCCAGGCUGCUGAAGAUCUGGAGGAACUAUCUGAACAUGAAUAAAUAUAAAGUCUCCUACAAGGGGCUGGGGCCAGGAGUCAAGUUCAGUGCAGAAGCGUUGCGUUGUCACCUUCGAGACCAUGUGAACGUGUCUAUGAUAGAGGCCACAGAUUUUCCCUUCAAUACCACUGAAUGGGAGGGUUACCUGCCCAAGGAGAACUUUAGAACCAAGGCUGGCCCUUGGCACAGGUGUGCCGUCGUCUCUUCUGCGGGAUCUCUGAAAAACUCCCAGCUCGGUCGAGAGAUUGAUAAUCAUGAUGCAGUCCUGAGGUUUAAUGGGGCACCUACAGACAACUUCCAACAGGAUGUGGGCACGAAAACUACCAUUCGUCUAAUGAACUCUCAGUUAGUCACCACAGAAAAGCACUUCCUUAAGGACAGUUUGUACACUGAAGGAAUCCUAGUUGUAUGGGACCCAUCCGUGUAUCAUGUAGAUAUUCCAAAGUGGUAUCAGAAGCCAGACUACAAUUUCUUCGAAACCUAUAAGAGUUACCGAAGACUUCACCCCAGCCAGCCUUUUUACAUCCUCAAGCCCCAGAUGCCAUGGGAACUAUGGGACAUCAUUCAGGAAAUCUCUCCAGAUCUGAUUCAGCCAAAUCCUCCAUCCUCAGGCAUGCUGGGUAUCAUCAUGAUGAUGACGCUGUGUGACCAGGUGGAUAUUUAUGAAUUCCUCCCAUCCAAGCGCAAGACGGACGUGUGCUACUAUCACCAAAAGUUCUUUGACAGCGCCUGCACGAUGGGUGCCUACCACCCGCUCCUCUUUGAGAAGAAUAUGGUGAAGCAUCUCAAUGAAGGAACAGAUGAAGACAUUUAUUUGUUUGGGAAGGCCACCCUGUCUGGCUUCCGGAACAUUCGCUGUUGAGCACAGUGUUCUUAGCCAGGCACCCUCAUCUUUCUCCAUAAGUCAUUUUAUGGCUACUCUCCUGGUUA
Grammomys surdaster is the source of this 1721-nucleotide messenger RNA. It is a transcript of the gene St6gal1, whose product is annotated as ST6 beta-galactoside alpha-2,6-sialyltransferase 1. The record is from RefSeq and is a predicted model, not a curated record. The transcript has 8 exons. Lineage: Eukaryota; Metazoa; Chordata; Mammalia; Rodentia; Muridae. Gene Ontology annotation, molecular function: sialyltransferase activity. Bases 442 to 1653 code for a protein of 403 amino acids.